Messenger RNA from Symbiodinium sp. CCMP2592, 1302 nucleotides. The record is from the annotation of a GenBank genome assembly. Lineage: Eukaryota; Dinophyceae; Suessiales; Symbiodiniaceae.
AUGGCCAUUGAGAACGGGUACAACCGCACAAACGAAGCUGCCGUGACUCGGGUUUCUGGAGACAUCAGCUUGGAUGAGACGGAGAAGCUUCCGGUGACUUUGCUCAGUGGCUUCUUGGGUGCUGGGAAGACGACAAUGCUCACGCAUGUCUUGAACAACCGGGAGGGCAUGCGGGUCGCAGUCCUCGUGAACGAUAUGGCAUCGAUCAACAUCGACGCGGACCUUGUCGCCGACGGCGUGCGCUUGCAGGAGAAUAAAGACAAGUUGGUGGAACUCCACAACGGCUGCAUCUGCUGCACCCUGCGCGAGGAUUUGAUAGAGAGUGUCAAAGCUUUGGCCUUAGAGCGCCGCUAUGAGCACCUCCUAAUUGAGAGCACCGGAAUCUCCGAGCCGAUGCCUGUGGCCAGCACAUUCGCAGCUUCCGAUGACAAGGGCCUGGCGCUUCUGGGCGGUGUCGCGAGGUUAGACACACUGGUCACGGUGGUUGAUUGCAAGAACUUCCUGAAUGAUUAUCGCUCAGAGGAGAGGGCUGUGGACCGGAAGGAGCUGGGUGCUGAGGACGGCGACAAGCGCUCCAUCGUGGACCUCCUGGUGGAGCAGGUGGAAUUCGCGAACAUGCUGGUCCUUAACAAGACCGAUCUUGUCUCUUCCGAGGAUCUUUCUCGCCUCAAAAGCAUUCUGCAAAAGCUGAAUCCGGUGGCACGUAUGGUCGAGAGCCAGUUCGGUGUCGUCAGCCCGAAGCUCGUGCUGAACACGGGCAGCUUCGAUAUGAAGUGGGCUAGCAUGGCACCGGGAUGGGCGAGGGAGCUCCAGGGACAGGGCCACAAGCCUGAAUCCGAGGAGUAUGGCAUUUCGAGCUUCGUUUAUCGCGCGGACCGCCCCUUCCAUUCUGAGCGCCUGGCGACCAUGCUUCAGAAAUUCUCCUUUCCGGGCAUGCUGCGCUCCAAAGGCAUUCUCUGGUGCAGCGGGAACAACGAGUCAGCUGUGGAGUGGAGUUCGGCGGGGCUCAUCGGCGAGAUCAAGCCGGGGCCCAGGUGGCUCGCCACCUCGGUGCCGAGAGCUCAGUGGCCGGCGCAGGCGGAGAAGUUCAAGGCGAGUCGCCACGGCGACCGACGGACGGAGAUCGUCUUCAUCGGAGCUGAGAUGGUGGAGGCUGACGUAAGGGCAGCCCUCGACGAGUCCUUGCUGACCGUGGAGGAGUUCCGGCAGGGAGCGCACCUGCCCUUUUACAAGCCCUUGCAGUGCUCCUUUGCACCGGAGCCUCGGGGCCCAGGAAGCCUGCAAAAGCAGAUCGAGGCUUAG